Molecule: messenger RNA, 2016 nt
Organism: Linum tenue
Lineage: Eukaryota; Viridiplantae; Streptophyta; Magnoliopsida; Malpighiales; Linaceae
Source: the annotation of a GenBank genome assembly
CCCAUUUCUAACCCUAAACUACAAAACCUUUCACUUAGCUUGCUGCCUUAGAUAUCCUUUACACCCAUUAUACCGUGAAUCCUCUUUUCAUAUCUCAAGAUGGUACUGAUGAUGAAGAGGAAGUGUUUAGGAGUGCUGCUAAUUACUCUUCUCUUGUUCAUCUUUUUGGCUCUCUCCUUUGUCAAAUCUUCCAUUGCAGUCCCUACAACCAGAAGCCUGAUGAUCAACCUUGCAGGGAACCCUUCCCCAUCUGUACUUCAACAUGGCUUACCGUCUCAGGGUGCAACAGUGAUGAAGUUGAGUGAUGAUGUAGUAAUUACUGAAGGAAGGAUGGUGGUGGAGAGCUUGGAUUAUCCUGGAACAGGAGCCAACAACCACCAUGACCCUAAAACCCCUGGCAGAUCUUAAUUACAACUAAUUAUUAUUAUUAUUAUUAGUUUUCAAUUAGUUAAUUAUCUGUCUGUAUGGGUGGGUGGGGUGGUGUUUGCUGAUACAUAUUAGCAUGUUUACAUGCAUGUGGCCUAGCUAGCUAUACACUCUGUUUGGGAAGAGGUGCAAAUGGUGGGAGUGCAAUGUGGAGGUGCAAAUGGUGCUUUCAAUGAAUUUGCACUUAUUUGGUUAAAUUCCAACAGUAGGAGGGGGAGCAAGUUGGGGGUUUUUCUACUGUUUUGGUGUGCCCUCCGAUUUGAGGUGCAAGGGAGAGAGAAGGGAGAAGGAAAAAAAGAAAAAUGGAGGUGGGGCCUGAGAGGAGGAAGUUGUGCGGCUGAGGGGAAGGAAAGAUAUGAGAAAUGGGAGAGAAGGUGGGGCCAAGUUGGGUGUGAUGUAGAUUUUUUAUGUAGUUUUUUAAUUGGAAUUAUUUUUAUAUAAAAAUUUGCACCCUCCUACUUUUUUUACCAAACAACAAUUUGCACCCUCCUUCAAUUUGUUCCCCCUAGAAUUUGCACCUCAAUUUGUACCCCCUCGAAUUUGCACCCACCUCGUUGCCAAACAGAGCAUAUAGUCUCUCAGGAGUUGUACUAUAAUUCAUGUAAUGUAAUCUUAAUUAACUUCAGGAUUAAUGCUUUGUAUGUAUAGAAAAAAGGAACUAUAUAAUGGUGUUUGGUCUUAUUAUUAUUAUUUUUAUUAGCAAUUUUGAGAGCAACUAGGGGCGUCUUGUUAGUAUAUAGAGUAGUUAUAGAUACAAAUUGUAAUAUUUGUUUAAUUCAGGUACUGUAUUGUAAUUUAGUUUAAAAGAACUGAUAUAAAUAUUGGAAAAAGAAUAUUGUAAAUUUACUUUUGGUGAAAUAAAAUAGAACUGUUUUCUCUUUCGUAACAUUGUAUUAGAACAAACGUGUUUCUCUGACUAGUUUCUUUUGCUUCCGCUAUCCAAUCUAGGGUUUCUGUUUCUCGAAGCCUUCUCCAAUGGCGACUUCUUCGUCUUUCCAGCCGCCUCGUCCUCUCGUAGCGACUCUCGCGCCUAAUCAUCCAUACUACAUCAGCUCCGGUGAUUCCUCGAUGACGCAACUCGUGUCAAUCGUGCUUACCGGGCCGAAUUACCACUCUUGGGCGAGGUCCAUGCGUUUUGGUCUUUUAUCGAAAAACAAGCACACCUUCAUCGAUCCUGCUGUUGCGACGCCGCCGCCCGGUGAUCCUCUCUACUCUGCUUGGCAGUAGUGCGCCACAAUGGUGCUUGGCUAGAUUAUCCAUUCGUUAGCUCCAGACAUCGGACAAAGCGUUCUCUAGCUCAACUCCGCGGUCAAGGUCUGGAGAGAUCUCAACGAACGUUUCAGCAUCACCAAUCUUGUUCGCAUUGCCGACUUGCCGGACGAGGUCUUCAACCUCAAGCAGGGUAGUAUGUAUGUGAGUGAGUUCUCUACCAAGCUUAGGGUUCUUUGGGAUGAAUUGAUAACAUAUCGUCCAAUUAGGUUUUGCUUGUGUGUUCCAAAGUGUUCUUGUGCUGAGUAUGCUAGAUCUGACCAGAUUAUUCGGUUCUUGAGAGGACUUGGAGAGGAUUUUGAGUCUGUUAGUUCUUCGAUC